AAAUAAAAGAUCCUCCCGCCUUCCCCUAAAACCUAAUAAACAUCAAAAACCUCCAGAGAAGACAAAUUUCUUGAAACCCAAAUGGAAUCUAAGAGAAAUGGAGCUUCCAAUCUACCCCCAAAGCGAAAAAACACCCAUAAGUCUGCUCAAUUGCCUUCCACUUCAGUUAAAGAUUCAAGAAUCCCUGUUUUGCCAGAAGAGCUCGUCACUCAAAUCCUCUUACGGCUUCCGGUGAAAUCCCUUUUGAAAUUCAGGUCAGUUUCAAAAUCUUGGCUUGGUUUAAUCUCAAACCCUGAAUUUAUCAACACCCAUCUCAGCAAAUCUGCAAAUAACAAGGAUUUCACUCACCAUAGGUUUAUGUUGAGUUUUUGUCUACCUAAGUAUAAUCUUAAGGACUGUUCUGCUAGUUCUUUGCUUUAUGACUCUGUUGCUGAGGCAUUAGAUUUGGAGUACCCUACGAAAGAAAUCCGUAGAUCUGUUGAGAUUGUGGGUUCUGUCAAUGGGUUAAUAUGUCUUGUCAUUGCAAAAAAAUAUUUUCUUAUCUGGAAUCCAUCAAUUAGGAAGUUCAAGAAAUUGCCUGAAUGUAGAGAUGAGUUGUGCUUUGGUCACCAUUCCAUGUAUGGUUUUGUAUAUGAUGAGGUUCAUGGGGAUUAUAAGGUAGUGGCAGGGUUUAAUAAUGAGGGGUAUGGCUAUUCAUUUCUUGUUAAGGUUAAAAUGUAUAGUCUGAAUAGUGAUUCUUGGACAAGUUUGGAGGAUUUUGAGAGUGGGGUGCUAGGAACUAAGUCGGGUGUGUUUGUGAACGGGAAACUUCAUUGGGCUAAUAGUGUUUAUCGUCGGUCUGGUUGGGAUAUCAUUUCUGUUGAUUUGGCUGAUAGGACAUGGGGAGAAGUGGAGCAACCUUACUAUGGAGAAGGAGAUUUUGGUUGGACACUGGGAGUUUUGGGAACUGAUCUUUCAGUGUUUUCUAAUUAUCGAAGAAUUCAGGCUGACGUGUGGGUUUUGAAGGAGUAUGGGGUUAAAGAAUCUUGGAUAAAGAUGUUUACCAUUGAUAUUCCUUGUGAUCCUAGGAUGGGUUAUAAGUUUUGUCAAUUCUUUUGCAUGUCAAAUAAAGGUGAAGUUUUGUUUCAUUUUGGCUCUACUUUCAUGAUUUAUAAUGCAAAGGAUCACUCAAUCACCCAUAGAAGCCCUCAUCUAGAGGUUACUGGCUAUGAUUAUGAGGCAAGCAUCUACAUAGAAAGCCUAGUUUGGCCUUUUUUUCAACGGAAGGAAUCAAGGAUGCAACAACGGAGGAGAUUGAAAUAGCUCUGAUGAAGACAAUUGUGUGAUUAAUAGACGUGAAUGCUGAUGCUAGGAACAACUAAUCUACUACUAGUUGUCUGAAAGGAUUGCAAUGAGGAAGGAUGGCUUUUCUCUGUUUUUACUGUUUCUUAUUUUUGGGUCCUAACGUUAUUUCCUUGUGCGUAGAGCAAGACUUCACAUACGCUGGCUAGCUAAUUGCAUAUCACAUUUUGUUGGUUCCUUGUCAUUUUGUUGCUAUAAAUUAUGAUAACGUACUUGAAAUGAAAUGAGACUAGCAUUAUUAUUCCAAUGAAGCUUCUUUUUUACAAA
Messenger RNA from Solanum tuberosum (potato), 1608 nucleotides. Its product is annotated as F-box/kelch-repeat protein At3g23880-like. The transcript is spliced from 2 exons. Gene Ontology annotation, molecular function: protein binding. The record is from RefSeq and is a predicted model, not a curated record. Bases 82 to 1302 code for a protein of 406 amino acids. Lineage: Eukaryota; Viridiplantae; Streptophyta; Magnoliopsida; Solanales; Solanaceae.